Molecule: messenger RNA, 3382 nt
Organism: Oncorhynchus keta (chum salmon)
Lineage: Eukaryota; Metazoa; Chordata; Actinopteri; Salmoniformes; Salmonidae
Gene: ednraa
Product: endothelin receptor type Aa
Exons: 8
Coding region: 1-1398 (465 amino acids)
Biological process (GO): G protein-coupled receptor signaling pathway; enteric nervous system development; vasoconstriction
Cellular component (GO): membrane
Molecular function (GO): endothelin receptor activity
Source: RefSeq, a predicted model, not a curated record
AUGGGUGUCCCUGGGUUGCCUGGGAGGGGGUCCCUGGGGUCCCUGGGUUGCCUGGGAGGGGGGCCCCUGGGGUCCCUGGGCAAGAAAAGGUUGAAGACCCCUGAUACGAGGGGAGAAGGACUCCCUACCCCCAGACCAGGGCCUGGUCCUCCACAACACCCACAUCACCCCCAACCCCUGGGCUUCCACAGCACCAGCAGCCCCUUCCUGGAGCAUGGGAGCCCCAUCUCCACCAGGGGCCACAAGGGGCCCCAAUGGCCCAGGGUCGGAGCUGGGUCUGGGGCCACAAACAUCACCAGGAUAAGGGCCCCUCCACCAUGCACCAUCGCCACUUCCAUUCAAGGCCAUUUCAAAUACAUCAACACAGUGAUUUCUAUCAUGGUGUUUGUGGUGGGCAUAGUGGGCAAUGCCACCCUAUUGAGAAUUAUCUACCAGAAUAAGUGCAUGAGGAACGGGCCCAAUGCCCUCAUCGCCAGCCUGGCGCUGGGAGACCUCAUCUACAUCACCAUAGAUAUACCCAUCAACGUCUACAAGCUCCUUGCCACCAGGUUCCCCUUCGAUGACAGUUCCUUUGGGCUGUGUCUGUGUAAGCUGGUACCAUUCCUUCAGAAGGCCUCUGUGGGCAUCACCGUCCUCAACCUCUGUGCCCUAAGCGUCGACAGGUACCGUGCAGUGGCGUCAUGGAGCAGGGUCCAGGGAGUAGGCAUUCCUCUUCGGACAGCCAUGGAGAUCGUGUCCAUCUGGGUGCUGUCCAUGGUCCUGGCUGUCCCAGAGGCCAUCGGCUUCGACAUGGUUGAAUUCAACUACAGGAACGAGACCAUACGGACAUGCAUGCUCUACCCCAAGACUGACUUCAUGAUGUACUAUAAGAACAUCAAGGACUGGUGGUUGUUUGGGUUCUACUUCUGCGUUCCUCUGAUGUGUACGGCCGUGUUCUACACUCUGAUGACCUGUGAGAUGCUCAACCACAGGAACGGCAGCCUCCGCAUCGUCCUCAGUGAACACCUCAAACAGAGACGGGAAGUGGCCAAAGCAGUGUUCUGCCUGGUCCUGAUCUUCGCUCUGUGCUGGUUCCCCCUGCACCUCAGCAGGAUCCUCAAGAAGAUGGUCUACAACCCGAGAGACGUUGGACGCUGUGACCUGCUCAACUUCCUGUUGGUCUUGGAUUACCUGAGUAUCAACCUAGCCACAGUAAACUCCUGUAUAAACCCCAUCAUCCUCUACUUUGUCAGCAAGAAGUUCAAAAACUGCUUCAAGUCCUGCCUGUGUUGCUGGUGCCACUCGGAUGCCACAGUGACCAGCACGGGACAAAACGGGAACGGGACCAGUAUCCAGUGCAAGAGCCCAGAGCCCGCCAACCUCCACACGGACCGCAGCCUACGCAAGGACAGUGACUGACCACCACAGGAGGUGACGCCCCCUAAGGACGAGGAGGUCUCACUACAACUACAGCCAGUCUGCACUAAACACAACAGACUCUCAACUCAAUAGGAGAGUCACACAUUUCAAACACCACCACACGUUUCUUAUACAGAACACUGCUGGGCAGCUCUGGUGCCUGACGUAGGACCACAGGGAAAAUGAGUGGAGUUUAUAUAUAGACACAAACAUACAAUGGGCAUGAUGGACACUGCAGUAUUUCCAGUGUCUCUCUGGACUAUACCAUUCCCUUUGCCAGGGGGUGACGAGGAGGGAGCGAUGCUUUAUAGUACCGUGAGAGAGGAGGAAGAGGGAUGGAGGGAGGGGUAGCUAACAGGAUGCAGCUGAACCCAGGCUAUAAAUGACCGGCCAGUCAGUAGCGGAGCGAGUAGCCUGUUUUUCUGUUCACAAAACGGUCAGCACUGCUGGGACGAACCAGGAAGCAGCGGAAACCCCGGGAAGGAAGGCCAGAGCGCUCCCUGUCAGAGGGGACGAGAGGAGAAGGAGAGAAUGGUCCCCUAGGAGUCCUAAUGAACUGCUACUCAGUGAUAGUGGAGAGAAGGGGAGCUCGCACUAUUGAGUUGACUGUCCUUUUUUAGUGUCGCUAUAGCAUCUUCCAUCAUAGGAACUAUACGCUGGUCGUUGUAUACACAGCAGUACACUUUCAUAGAGUAAGCGAAUGUCCCGUGUUCUGUAUGGUGAAUUUGUUUUAAUAUGGAUGAAAGUGAUUUUGCCAUGUAACGUGUGUGUUCCAGUACAGUUUUAUAUAUUAUUUUAUAAAACGUACCAGGAAGUGUUAAUUCACUGUGUUUUGGUUUCAUGUGCUGGGAAGAAGGAAAAAGUGAUUUUAACGAAAAGGUGCCUUGUGUCACCUUGAAUUCCCCGUAUAGCCUUAUACAGCAUACAGACUCUGUACAACAACCAGAGGAAUAUCACUUAGGGUGUAGAGCUACUCCAGUGUAGAGCAACCACCAGAGUGCAUCCCAAAUGGACCCCUAUUCCCUACAUAGUCCUAUGCGCCCUGGUCAAAAGUAGUGCACUAUAGGCGGGAAGGGGGUGCCAUUUGGGAAGCAGACCCAGUCUCUUGACUUGUUAUCCAAAGACUAAUGGUUUUCUGACCCCUACUGAAGUCCCAAGCUAGUUUAAAGAACAAGUCCAGGUGCAGCAAGCACCACAGGACCAUAAAGUACAACGUUAGAUUAUGUCUCAGUUCAAGGCUCAUUGAAAAGGGGGCCUCUAUGUUCUCACCCAAAAGACAAAGGGAUAAAAACGUUUUCCCUACUUCACUGUGAAUUUUACAAGACACAGAAAAUGUUUGGUAUUUACAGCUAAGCUGUUUGUGAAACAUGCUCGUAUAUAUCAAGUUUUAUAUGGUUUUAUAUUUUGGCUAUGUUCUUUAUCAUAUAUACAGAAUGUGGUUAUCAUUUGUCCUUUGCCUGAGGCAGGAUUUUUUAUUAGUUUUUUGUUUGUUUUUGUGAUGAUAAAUAUACCAGUUGGUGUUUAAAUCAUAUCAGCUACCUAGGUGACUAUACUGCUUUAUACAUUUGAUAUGUGAAUACAUGUUUUAUGAAUACAAUUAAUGUGCUGUGUGUGUGUGUGUGUGUGUGUGUGUGUGUGUGUGUGUGUGUGUGUGUGUGUGUGUGUGUGUGUGUGUGUGUGUGUGUGUGUGUGUGUGUGCGUGUGUGUGUGUGUGUGUGUGUGUGUGUGUGUGUGUGUGUGUGACUUUUUUGCACUUUUUCCGUUUGAGUGUUUGUGGCACUAUCUACAACAUAUCAGACAGUGUCAAAGAUAAAGGCUUUUCAGUUUAACCACUCAUAUCAAUACAUGGUAUCUUACCACUAUAAUGUUCAUUCAGGGGCAUCAUACCCCUCGAUAGGACAUUGUACCCGUUCGACACAUUUCUUUCUCAUGUUUCAUACAGAAAUGCUGCUGCUUAUCCUAAUAAAAAAAUCAUUUAAGUGUA